GAGAAAACAGAAGAAUAGAGGUUGACCAGAGAUCACAGCUCUGUCUCAUUCUGGGGAGCGAGGAGACAAGAAAGAAGAAGGAGAACAUUGGAGGGUAACCUUUAAAGACAUAAAGUCCUUCUCUCCCUCAGGACGAUGAGGUGGUAUACGCGCCGUCGCUCUCGGAUGAUCUGUCUAUUGCUGGCCGUUGCCUCCCUCUCUCUCCAUCUUCUCCUCGCCGUCCUCUCCCUCUCCGUCGACCAGAACCCCUGUGACGCCCCCUCCCCUCGUCAGACACACCCCCACAACCUCAGAGCCCUGGUGGAUACCAACUACACCUCCACGAUGUCCGACAACCACUCCAGCUAUGCCAAGACACCCCCGGACACCAGAAAAGUGGACUCUUCCAAUAUGGACAGCAAUGGCCCUCACAAAAUGGCAGAAAUGGACGCUGUCACGACCAAAAUGGCCGUCAAGGCAGUUCAUGGCCAUAAGAAGGAAGGGCCUGUAGACUCAGUCAACAUGGCGGUAAGGGUAGGAAAGUUUGGCUCGAUGGCGAUGAAGUCUAUGGGGUCCGGGAUGUCUAAAUUAGAGGCUCUUUUCAGCCACCCGCUCUACAACAUGCCAACCCCGCCCAUCCCUGAAGAUGAUUGGCUGCUGAAGGUGAAGCCCAAAGUGAAGGGCGCCGAGAGCAGCACACAGAUGUGGGUGAGUGACAGUGACAUCGGCUAUGACCCGGCCCAUUGGAACAGGAGCAGUGAGAGCCACCCCCCCUGGCUGAAGUUCCAUCUUGGUAUCUCCCGUUGGCAGCUCUACCCCCACCUGGACCCCAACAUGGUACCUCUCGCCCAGCAGCUCAGCACACACCGUAUCGUCAGCGCAGUGCAGAAGUCUGGAGGGACACAGCUCAAGCUGGUGAUGUCAUUUCCUAACUACGGACAGGCCAUUCUCAAACCAAUGAAACAGGAGCGUGAUGAGGAGACCAACUUCAACCUCUACUACUUCUCUGACUUUGAGAGACACAACGCAGAGAUCGCUGCUUUUCACCUGGACAGGGUGUUGGGUUACAGGCGGAUCCCCCCAGCCGUAGGGAGGCUGGUUGACGUGGUAACAGAGAUCAAAGACAUCACCACAGACCACAAACUGGCCCGGACCUUCUUCACCUCUCCUGUGAAUAAUGUGUGUUUCUACGGCCAGUGUUCCUACUACUGCAGUACGGAGCAUGCUGUGUGUGGUCGACCCCAGAACCUCGAGGCCUCCCUGGCCAUGAUGCUGCCCGACCCCUCCCUGGCCACCAGACGAUCCUGGAGGUCUCCCUGGAGACGCUCCUACAGCCGCAGCAAACUUGCAGUAUGGGAGAAAGACCCAGACUACUGUGACACAGUGAAGAAGACCCCACCAUACAACAAGGGAACCAGACUGGUAGACCUGAUAGACAUGACCAUACUAGACUUCCUCAUGGGUAAUAUGGACCGACACCACUAUGAGACGUUUGAGAAGUUUGGCAACAACACUUUCCUUCUGCACUUAGACAAUGGGAGGGCGUUUGGACGUCACUCUAAAGAUGAGCCCUCUAUCCUGACACCUCUGGAGCAGUGCUGCAGGAUCCGUCGCUCCACCCUCCUGCGUCUGCGUCUCCUCUCCCUGCCCCAGUACCGUCUCAGUGACGUCAUGAGGGACUCUCUUUCCCAUGAUCCUCUAUUCUCCGUGGCCCCUCUCCUCUCGGAGCUGCACCCUCUCCGCCCCUGGACCGUCGCCUCAGCGACCGUGCUCCGAACCGGUAGUGUGGCCACGCCCCCUCGACAACAGCACUUCAACCGUCAGAAGAAAUUGUCAUGGUGCAUCACCAUGGCGAUGAUGAUUUAUGUGUGA
This is a messenger RNA of Coregonus clupeaformis (lake whitefish), 1851 nucleotides long. Its product is annotated as extracellular serine/threonine protein kinase FAM20C. Gene Ontology annotation, cellular component: Golgi apparatus. Lineage: Eukaryota; Metazoa; Chordata; Actinopteri; Salmoniformes; Salmonidae. Gene Ontology annotation, biological process: protein phosphorylation. The record is from RefSeq and is a predicted model, not a curated record. Gene Ontology annotation, molecular function: phosphotransferase activity, alcohol group as acceptor.